This is a messenger RNA of Engraulis encrasicolus (European anchovy), 2128 nucleotides long. It is a transcript of the gene fibinb, whose product is annotated as fin bud initiation factor b. The coding region runs from base 455 to 1078 and encodes 207 amino acids. Lineage: Eukaryota; Metazoa; Chordata; Actinopteri; Clupeiformes; Engraulidae. The record is from RefSeq and is a predicted model, not a curated record. The transcript has a single exon.
GACGGGGAUGUAAUUUGAGAGUCGGGGAGAGGGUAUCAUUAGGCUAAACGUAGAGCGGUGCAUGAGCACUGCAGAUGUUGAAAGCAACCAAGGACACGGGCUGAGAGCUUUCACAUCAAAUCAUCCGUUGUCGACGCAGGAUAUCUUUGUUGGCAAAAUAACGCAGCAGGACAUCUUUGACAAGUGCGUGGCCCAGGGGUCUUAAUUCUACAGCAACUCAAAAGGACAGCGGAGAUUACCAGAGGAAAGUUUGGUUUGAUAGCCUGUGAUAUUGCUGGGAUUCAAGUCCUGAGUGAGCCGCGCUAAGAUAAACUACCUGUCUUCACAUUUUGGAGAAAUGCGAUAACAAAUAGCGGUGCGUGGAUUCCGACCGGAGAGAUCAUCACUUCACCAGUCUAAACGGAAUCUUUUCACAACUUUUCCAAAUAUUGGAGUUUAUGUUGUGUGAGAAACGAUGGCUGCUCCUCACCUUAUACUAACUCUGUGGUUACUCACUCUGCGCCUUUGUAGCGCAAUAUUUUUGGGACCGUUGUACCCGGAGAUGUCCAACGGCACUUUCCAUCAUUACUUCGUACCGGACGGCAACUAUGAGGAAAACGACGACCCGGAGAAAUGUCAAAUGCUUUUUAAAAUGACAGACGAGAGAAAAUGCAGCCUGGACGAAGACCAGGACUCUGUCAUCCGUGACGAUUUCACUAUCAUAAAGCGCCACAUCGAGGACGCGGCCAGGGUUCUGGAGGGGAUUGGGAAGAGCAUCUCGUACGACCUGGACGGGGAGGACAGCUACGGAAAAUACUUGAGGAGAGAGACCACGCAGAUCAGCGAGGCAUUCAGCAACUCCGAGAAAUCUCUGCUGGAGUUGGAGGUGAAAUUCAAACAGAGCCAAGAGACCGAGCUGAGGGAAGACCACCGCAUCGGUGACGACUUCCUCAAUAUGAUCGUUCACACCAGAGACGUGUUGAAGGAGACUCUGGACAUUUCACUGGGGCUGAAAGACAAACACGAGCUCCUGUCGCUCAUCAUCAGGAGCCACGGGACCAGACUAAGCCGGCUGAAAAAUGAGUACAUGAAAGUCUGAGUCAGACUGAAUAUGUGGCUAUAUCCUCAGGCUUUGUUUGCAUUUUUAAGGAGGGGGAACACCCCGACGAGGGCGCAUUCUCCUUACCUUUAUAAAGCUGUUGAUAUUCAUUCAUUUUAACAUUAUUUAAUUUUAUGCCAUACAUUUAAUUAAAUAAAUGUAACGAGGUUGAGAAAGUCCUCCUUUUUGAGAGUACUCAAGAAGAGAGAGAGAGAAGGGUUAAAUGUGUUUUGAGUGACUUGACCACCUGAGUCAUUUUGGAGAACAAGAGGCGCACAUUAUGUGCUGAAACAAUGGCUGGGUCCUAUGGGUACCUCGUGGUCCACAGGGGGAGUGAUAUUGUCAGGCAUAUAGAUUAAAUUCUGCAUUUUUGUGAUAGAAAGGCAACAAUGAUCUCAGUUGAUUGUAAAAAUCGUAUGGGGUCAGUUUAUUGGUGCAGAAUAACUGCAUUCAUAUCACAACAUGUGGGGAAAGUGCAUAGAAUGUAGGAGCACAUGCCUUGAAUGUUUAUUGCAGGAAAAACAGGAACUUUUUUGCAGCUCUGCCCAUUUUUUAUUCUGCGCUUGAGCAGUGUAAGCACACACAGUUAAUAAGAACUGUACAUCAGUGUCAAAAUAAAGUACCUUUAUUUAAUAAUGUGAUGUUUUGUAUUAUUUUAUUAAUAAUAAUAUUAUGAUGUUAAUUAUGAUAAUGAGUCGAGGUUGUAAACAAUCUCUAAUUUUAAUCCAGCAAUAAGGUCCUGAAUAUCUUUGUGUGGGACAGGAUAUGUCAUUAUGUGGUUAUUGAAAUGUAAUACUGUGAGUGUCUAUAUUUUUAUGUUGAGUGAAAACAAAUAUUCUUGAUGUGAAAUUGUGCAUCAUCAUAGCUAAGUAUAUAUUCUUGUGAUGGCAAUGUUUUGAGAUUAUGAGGCAUCAUAAUGACUGGGGGUGUUUAAUCCCAAAAACCAAAGAUGACUGCGGGCAGGAUUAUUGAACUUCAAACACUCAAGGUGUGUCUUCAUCUGAGAGUUAGUUGUUUUAAUAUAAUAAAAUCUUCAAGCUUAAGCGCGUA